Messenger RNA from Micromonas commoda, 438 nucleotides. RefSeq lists its product with no specific name. The record is from RefSeq and is a predicted model, not a curated record. Bases 1 to 438 code for a protein of 145 amino acids. Lineage: Eukaryota; Viridiplantae; Chlorophyta; Mamiellophyceae; Mamiellales; Mamiellaceae. The transcript has a single exon.
AUGUCGUCUCCGAACGCCGUCGCGUCCGCCGCCGCGCGUCACCGCGGCGCGGUGCUCAAGGCGUACCGCGACCUCGUCGACGUCGUCCGCCGCUCGAGCCCCGUCGCGGCGCGCGACGCCAUGCUGGAGGAGGCGCGAACCGAGAUCCGCGCGCACGCCGCCGAGACCGACGAGUCCAAGCGCUUGGACCUGCUGCGCAAGCUGGUGGCCAGGGUCGGGUACCUGCGCAUCGUCACGCCCAAGGGCGGGAGGCACAAGCGCGAGGGCGGCACGUUCGUGGUGAGGGAAGGGGAGCUCGUCGAGGACGGGGGCGAGAGCAAGGGGAAGAGGGUGGCUGACGGGAAGAUCAGCAUGCAGGAAGCGCACGAAUACCACAACAGGCUCAUGAAGCGGCAGUACUUCGGACGAAAGCCCCCGCCGCAGCCUCCGAUGCUGUAG